Cladocopium goreaui is the source of this 2872-nucleotide messenger RNA. NCBI's taxonomy places the organism in Eukaryota, Dinophyceae, Suessiales, Symbiodiniaceae. The record is from the annotation of a GenBank genome assembly.
AUGCGACUUCUGCGCAGUGUGGGUAGAGGCCUCAUCAGUGCUACGGCGCGGAGACCCGGUCGUGGCACUGGCGAUUUGAGUUGGCAGCGCGACUAUGGUGAGAAGGUCUCAGACAUUGUGCCGACUCGCGGCGCCGCACAGUCUGUGCUGCUGGUGAGAGAGAAGGAGGUGGAAUCCAGGAAUUUGGCUGGGAAGAUCGAAUGGCAACUCAGCGCCAAAGACCUUUCCCCUGAGGCUAGCUACAUCGCGGCCACAACGUCUGAGAAUAGCGUGUGUCUUCUAGCCUCGACCAAGGCUGGUGCUGUGGUGCAGAAAGCGGACUUCAGUGGCAAGAUUCUGGAGAAGGUGGAUGCAGACUUCGAGCUUCGCAGUGCCAAAGAUGCCAUGGUGGUGGACGCACACCUGGUCGUGCUGGCGGACGGCGCGUUAUCGGUGCAUCCAAUUUGUGCCAGCGGCGAAAGCCAAAGCAUUGAGCUUCUCAAGGCAAAAUCUGGAUCCUGGCGACUUCAACCAUGGCAGCAGACCAAAGGUGUCUUCGCCAUCACCGACGGUGUCAGCACUUCGGUUUUCAGCUUUGGUGGUUCAGCAGGACUUCGCCAGCUCAAGUCGUUGGACCAGGUGGCCGUGGUGGGCCCCGUCUUCGGCGUCAGCGACGACGAGACCGGGCAGCUGGUGGCCUUGGCCUUCGCCAAAGCUGAGGGCACCCAGAUCCAGCUGAUGGACCCUGCAUCUGGCAAUGUGCAGCCAGCUGUCAGCAUUACAGGGUACACUGCCACGGAACGGGGCGAGAGCCAGCUGCUCUUGGUGCAUGAGCUCCGGAGUGGGGAACAUCGCGCGGUGAUCUCCGCCGCGGACCAUUCGUUGGUUGGAAUCCAGUCUUCCAAGGUGAUCUGGGUAAGAGAAGAGGGCCUUGCCACCAUCCAACAGGCGGAUCUCUAUAGUCGUCACACCACCGCGGACAAGCGCUCAGAGGACAAAUCCGUAGGGGCACAGCUGGCGAAUCUCCCAGCCCACUUGGCCGAACUGCUCAAGGCACCCUUUGAGAUCCUGACGUACCUCUCCAGUGUCAUCAUGGCCAGAAGGCAGCGGAAGGAGACUGGUUUGCUGCUUCUUCCUGAUGCAACGGUACCAUUCAGCAGCGAGGACGUCCGGGACUUCCGGACUUCGGGAUGCCCUAAUAAAUUCAGUGCUGAAGUGGCGGAUUUGCUGAUAAAGAUAGGUGGUGAAUCGCCCAGCAUUGCCUGGCAACAGCCCAUCGUUGGAAGUGGAUCCUACUAUGCACGACUUGGUGCAGCAGGAAAAUUGCUGUCACGAUGCAAAGAGAAGAACCGCCAGAUGCGAUGCAUCGAGCUCAUUGCGUCAGAGAAUUUCACCAGCCGCGGUGUCAUGGAGUGCUUGGGCUCUGCAUUGACCAACAAGUAUUCCGAGGGCCAGCCAGGAAAUCGCUACUACGGUGGCAAUGAGGUUAUCGACAAGGUGGAGAAUCUGUGCAAGUCUCGUGCGUUGAAAGCCUUCAAUCUGGAUGAGAAGGACUGGGGUGUGAACGUCCAGCCCUACAGUGGAAGCCCAGCGAACUUCGCUGUCUACACGGCACUUCUGCCGCCGCACAGUCGUGUCAUGGGAUUGGACUUGCCAUCGGGUGGACACUUGACACAUGGCUACUACACCGCCAAGAAGAAGAUCAGCGCCACUUCGAUCUACUUCGAGUCGUUGCCGUAUCGAGUGCAUCCUGAGACCGGGCUGAUCGACUUUGAUGAGCUCCGAAAGACAGCUUUGGUCUUCCGGCCAGACAUGAUCUUGUGCGGUGCUUCCGCCUAUCCGCGCAUCAUCGACUUCGCUCAAUUCCGCCGCAUCGCGGACGAGGUGGGUGCCAUUCUGAUGGCAGACAUUGCGCACAUCAGUGGCCUCGUGGCCACUGGAGAACAUCCAAGUCCCUUCGAACAUUGCGAUGUGGUGACGACCACCACGCACAAGUCCUUGCGAGGGCCACGUGCUGGCAUGAUCUUCUUCAAAUAUUCGGAGAAGAUUCCGGACAUCAAGGAGCGCAUCGACAUGGCCGUCUUCCCAGCAUUGCAGGGUGGACCCCACAAUCACCAAAUCGGCGCUUUGGCCGUGCAGCUCCUGGAGGUGGACAGCCCAAUGUUCAAGGAGUAUGCCAAGCAGGUGAAAGCCAAUGCCAAGACGCUGGCUGAUACUUUGAUGGGCAAAGGUCACAAGUUGGCUUCGGAUGGCACAGACAACCACCUUCUGCUUUGGGACCUGCGACCCCAUGGUCUCACAGGUUCAAAGCUGGAGAAGAUCUGUGAAGCUGCCUCUAUCACCUUGAACCGCAACGCCGUGCACGGUGAUGCCUCAGCCCUGAGUCCCGGUGGUGUGCGAGUCGGGGCACCAGCCAUGACCACCCGAGGGUGCACUCAGGAGGACUUCAAGAAGAUCGGUGAGUUCUUGGACCGCUGCUGUCAGAUCGCUCUGAAGAUCCAAUCUGAAAAGGGCAAAAAAUUGAAGGACUUUGAGGCAGCCAUCCCAGGAUACGCAGAGGUCCAGACCUUGAAGAGGGAGGUGGAAGAAUGGGCCGUCAAGUUUGGCUACCCUGGCCUCUGAGAUACUCUGAGUCUACUGCACCGUGUCAAAACCUCACCUGCAGAGUUCAGAGAUCAAGAGAGAUCAGAUAUCCCAUGAUAUUCAGACAUGCUCAGACCAUGUCAAUUGAGUUCACAAUGCAAACGUUGAGCUAUGGAUUCCACAUGCUUCCACAGGGCUGUGUGUCAGCUUUUAUCUUGGCAGCGGAAAUCAGAUCCUGCCAAGUCCAAUGAAUUGGCGUCCUGGCAGCGCAGCGAGGAAUCCUGCCAGCGAUCCACCAACGCGAACAAAA